AUGUCUUAUCAAGAAAUUUCAAUUUCUUCAAAUUCAAGUAUUGGCCAUGAGUGCCCGUUUUGGGAUUUCGACGAUAUAACAAAAUGUGCAAGAUCCAAAUUAGAUCUUUACCCUCCAGUUAUAUUUGGUGGUGUUUCCUUAUUUAUUUUAGUGACAAAGUCGCUUGUUUUGUUUGUGAAACAGAAACGUGCUAAUGGAGGAGAAAUACAAUUGGACACUGAUGUGGAAUCUCGUCCCCUAUUGGCCUCUAAUGGGGAAUCUCCUUUGCCAUUGGCCUCCAAUAGCGACAAUCGGUAUGGGGCGACUUCCAACAUGUCUAAAGAAGAUUUAAAAGCGUUGCAUUUUGAUCUCUCAAGAUUGCCCAAUACCAAUAUCGACGGAACACCGCACGGGUACGUCAAACAUGUUUAUAAGGAUAUUGGGGAAAGAGUUAGAGUAUCUGCUGAGUACAUCUUGGUGCUACUAUCCUUGUUUUUGCAUUUUGCACCCUUUGUAGUGAGAGCAUUGCAAAUGGAAUUCAAAAACACCUAUAUCCCACUAGUGCAAACUUGUUUUUGGAUUUAUGUCUUUUUCAUUGUUUCCAUUAGAGUAGCAAACUUGAGAAAAGUCUUAAUUCGUUUGCCUAACCUUUGGGUUCACACUACAGCUUUAUACUUUUGCAAUUUCUUUCCUUCAUUGCUCACGUUUCGGUCAGCUUUAAUCACUUCUCAAAUGGACUGGUCAUUACGUGUAUAUUAUAUUUCCGAAUUCAUCAUCAAUUCGGCUUUGUUGACUUUGAACUUUACAGCAAAAAUUGGCGAUAAGCCAUCUGAGCUAUAUGUGACUCCAGGUGUAACACCAUCUCCUGAAAACGUGUCUAGUAUCGCAUCAUUUAUUUCGUAUAGCUGGCUAGACCCAAUGGUAUGGAGAGCUUACAAACUGCCACUACAAAAAAAUGAUAUUUGGGGGUUAAGAGAAGAUGACUAUGCUUUAUACGUCUUGAAAGGGUUUGAAGCUUCAAAAUCAACUUUGAGAUUUACCUUCAAGAUUUUCAUGCAUUUCAAAUUCCUUUUCGCAAUCCAAGCAUUUUGGGCUAUUGUUGAUUCAGUGCUUGUUUUCGGCCCAUCUGUUUUGUUGAAAAAGGUUUUGGAAUAUGUAGCUGAUCCAUCUUUGACAUCUACCAAUUUGGCUUGGACGUUUGUGUUUAUGAUGCCAAUCACAAAAAUGGCUGAUACCAUUGCUUCUGGGUGUUCGUUGUUUUUGGGAAGAAGAGUCUGCUGUAGAAUGAAGGCCGUUAUUAUAGGAGAGGUUUAUGCCAAAGCGUUGAGGAGGAAAAUCACUGUUACCGAAACGGGCGCAACCAAAGAGAAGAAGAAGGACACAUUGCCCAAUGGUAAUGACAAAAAGACCAGCAAACAACAACAACAACAACAAUAUAAUGAAGAAGAGGAAAAUACCGAUGUGGAAGACAAGAAAGAAGAAAAAGAAAUAAAGAAAACCGCAGAAUUGGGUGCAAUUAUCAAUUUGAUGGCCAUUGAUGCGUUCAAGGUUUCUGAAAUUUGUGGUUAUUUGCACUAUUUUGUUGGAGCAAUAUUGAUGAUUCUUAUUUGUACUGUAUUAUUGUACAACUUGUUAGGAUGGAGCGCCCUUGUUGGUUCAUUGACCAUUGUUGUAUUAUUACCAAUCAACUAUAGUUUAGCACAAUGGAUGGGUCGUUUACAAAAGCAAAUGUUGGGUGUUACAGAUAAAAGAAUUCAAAAACUAAAUGAGACUUUUCAAAGUAUUAGAAUAAUCAAGUUUUUUGCUUGGGAAGAUAAGUUUUUUGAAAGUGCAAUGGAUAUAAGAGAGGAGGAGUUACGUUAUUUGAAAAAAAGGUGUGCUGUUUGGUGUGUUGCAGCUUUUGUUUGGUUUAUCACUCCAACUUUGAUUACCUUGCUUUCAUUUUACUGCUACACAAUUAUUGAGAAAAACACUUUAACUGCCCCAGUUGCAUUUACUGCAUUAUCUUUGUUCACAUUGUUGAGAUCCCCGUUGGACCAGUUGGCUGAUAUGACUUCGUUUGUUAUUCAGUCAAAAGUUUCUCUUGAUAGAGUUGCCGAUUUUUUAGACGAAGCUGAAACUUCGAAAUACGACCAGUUGGCCAUGGAGAAGGAUAUUAAUUCUCCAGAGAUUGGAUUUCAAAAUGCCAACUUGUCAUGGAAUUCGGCAUCUAAAGCUGAUUUCAAAUUAAGGGAUAUAAACAUUGCUUUUAAAACAGGAAAAUUAAACGUUAUCAUUGGUCCCACUGGUUCUGGUAAGACUUCCUUACUUUUAGGUUUAUUGGGAGAGAUGGACUUGAUUAGUGGUAAAGUAUUUUUGCCUGGUAUUAUCCCUAGAGAAGAGUUGGUUUUGGAUGAGUUUGGAUUGACCGAAUCAGUGGCUUAUUGCUCCCAAUCGGCUUGGUUAUUAAAUGACACGAUUCGAGGAAACAUUAUAUUUGGAGCUCAUUUUAAUCAAGAACGUUACGACAAAGUUAUUGAAGCUUGUGGAUUGGUUCGUGAUUUGCAGAUAUUAGGUGCUGGUGACCAAACGGAAAUUGGAGAAAAGGGUAUUGCUUUAUCAGGAGGUCAAAAGCAACGUGUGUCUCUAGCAAGGGCAUUAUACUCAAACUCCAAACAUUUGUUGCUUGAUGAUUGUUUGUCAGCGGUGGAUUCUCAUACUGCAUUAUGGAUAUAUGAAAACUGCAUCACUGGUCCCUUAAUGGAAAAUAGAACGUGUAUUUUGGUGAGCCACAAUGUUGCAUUAACAGCACAAAAUGCAGAAUGGAUUGUAGUUAUGGAAAACGGAAGAGUUAAAAAUCAAGGUACAACAGAAGAGUUAUUGACAUUGGGGGAUUUGGGAGAUGAUGAAUUGAUCAAGACUUCAGUUUUGAAUUCAAGAACUUCAUCGAGUGCAAAUUUGCAAUCUUUGAAUGACAAGAAUAACGAGAUGAAGACAAGAGCAGCUAUUAUUGAACAAAAGUUGAAGAAUUUGAAACAAAAUGACGACAACGAUGAGGAAGGGGAAGGAGGGGAGAAUGAUAAUGAUGAGUCACACGCCAAAAAAAGUGAUGGAAAACUAAUUGAAGAAGAAGGCAAAGCCGAAGGAGUUGUUGGAUUAAAGGUUUACAUUGCUUAUGCCAAAGUCUUUGGCGGCUGGCCUGUUUGGACAACCAUUUUACUUGCAUUUGUUUUGUCACAAAGUGUUUACAUGUUGCAAUCAUUUUGGUUGAGAAUCUGGUCAUUAAACAGCGAAAAAGCGACUCAAGCUAUCAAUUCUUUAUUGACUUCAACACCAUCAGUACUACUAAGCCAAUCCAAUAACAAUGUGAUUGAAAGUUUGCAAUUUGGUGUGCGCUACGUGGUUAAUGGGAUCAAAUUUAUUAGCUCUGGUAUUGAUCAGGUUAGUGCGUUUAAGGAGGAGCAUUCAACAUUAUACUACAUCACAGUCUAUGCUAUAAUUGGAUUUGCUUAUUCAUUCACUGCAAGUUUUAGAGUAUUUGUUACCUUCUUUUCGGGUAUUGAAGCAUCGAAUCGUAUUUUCAAAAGUGUACUUACCACUAUUCUUAGGGCGAAAUUGAGGUUUUUUGACAAGACACCAAUUGGACGUAUUAUGAAUAGAUUUUCUAAAGAUAUUGAAUCUGUUGAUCAAGAGGUUACACCAUUUGCAGAAGGAGUUUUUAUUUGUUUUGUUCAGUGUUUUUCUACAUUGAUUUUAAUCUCCUUUAUUACCCCUGGGUUCCUUAUAUUUGCAUUGAUCAUAUCCCUUUUGUACUACCUUGUGGGAUAUUUCUAUUUGACCUUAUCAAGAGAAUUGAAAAGAUACGAGUCCAUUACCAAAUCACCAAUCCAUCAACAUUUUUCAGAAUCGUUGAACGGUGUGGCUACUAUCAGAGCAUAUGGUAUUGAAUCUAGAUUUAUGAAACAAAAUUUACAGGCUAUUGAUAACAACAAUCGACCAUUUUUUUACUUGUGGGUUGCUAAUCGAUGGCUUUCAUUCAGAAUUGAUGCAGUUGGAUCAUUAGUGAUGUUUUUUGCUGGUGUUUUUGUGUUGCUUUCAGUUGGUAAAAUUGACGCCGGUUUAGCUGGUUUAUCAUUAUCAUACGCUAUAGCCUUUAGUGAAAGUGCAUUAUGGAUUGUUCGUCUUUAUGCCAAUGUUGAAAUGAACAUGAAUUCAGUUGAAAGAUUGCAGGAAUAUCUUGAAGUUGAGCAAGAACCACCUUAUGAGAUUAAAGAAACCGAGCCACCAAAGAACUGGCCAGAUCAGGGUCAUAUUUCAGUUAAAGAUGUCAGUUUAAGGUAUUCACCUGAGUUGCCUAGGGUAAUUAAGAAUGUAUCAUUUGAUAUUCAGCCACAUAACAAGGUUGGUAUUGUUGGUCGUACUGGUGCUGGUAAAUCAACAAUCAUUACAGCAUUUUUCCGAUUCUUGGACCCCGAAAAUGGUACAAUUAAGAUUGAUGGGGUAGAUAUUACCACUAUUGGAUUACGCAACUUGCGUCAAGCAAUCACUAUAAUUCCACAAGAUCCUACAUUAUUUGUAGGUACUAUUAGAUCCAAUUUGGACCCAUUUGAUGAGUACACAGAUGGCCAAAUCUUUGAAGCUCUAAAGAGAGUUAAUUUGAUUAGCGAUGAAACGAGCUCACUAGAGACCAGCACAGUCACAGCCGCCACCACCAUUGAUGUUGAUGCUGUUGCUGUAAUGGACGAGAAUCAGAACAAAUUCCAUAACUUGGAAAAUGCCAUUACAGAAGGUGGCGGUAACUUGUCACAAGGUGAACGACAACUUGUGUGUUUGGCAAGAUCAUUGUUGAAGAACCCUAAAAUCAUUCUCUUGGAUGAAGCAACAUCAUCGAUUGAUUACAAAUCGGACUCGAUGAUUCAACAAACUAUUAGAGAACAAUUUGGUGAAAGCACUAUAUUGACUAUAGCUCAUAGAUUAAGAACGAUUAUUGAUUACGAUAAGAUUUUGGUAAUGGAUGCUGGACAGGUUGUCGAAUACGAUAAUCCAUAUGUGUUGAUAAUUAAUAAGGAAAGUUUGUUUUACAAUGAAGCUGCCCACUAUCGAGCAGAACGCCGCUAUCGAGCAGAGCGAGAUAGUGGAGCAACACUUGAUAGCUUGUUACAACACUAUCGACACUAUCGAGCAGAGCGAGAUAGUGGAGCAACACUUGAUAGCUUGUUACAACACUAUAGAGCAGAGCGAGAUAGUGGAGCAACACUUGAUAGCUUGUUACAACACUAUAGAGCAGAGCGAGAUAGUGGAACAGCAUAG
Molecule: messenger RNA, 5268 nt
Organism: Lodderomyces oxycetoniae
Lineage: Eukaryota; Fungi; Ascomycota; Pichiomycetes; Serinales; Debaryomycetaceae
Product: YBT1
Exons: 2
Coding region: 1-5268 (1755 amino acids)
Biological process (GO): transmembrane transport
Cellular component (GO): fungal-type vacuole membrane
Molecular function (GO): ATP hydrolysis activity; ATP binding; ABC-type transporter activity
Source: RefSeq, a predicted model, not a curated record